This is a messenger RNA of Gossypium raimondii (Peruvian cotton), 2007 nucleotides long. RefSeq names its product protein MAIN-LIKE 1-like. The record is from RefSeq and is a predicted model, not a curated record. The transcript has 3 exons. Lineage: Eukaryota; Viridiplantae; Streptophyta; Magnoliopsida; Malvales; Malvaceae. Gene Ontology annotation, biological process: meristem maintenance; meristem development. Bases 772 to 1254 code for a protein of 160 amino acids.
CUUUUUUUUUCACAAACUAAUCCUCUCUCAAAUUUACUCUCAAUUUCCUUCCAAAAUUCUCUCAAAUCCAUAUUUAAUUUCAAUUUUCUCUCAAGUUCCUCUUAAAUUUCUCUUAACUCCCUUUUUUUAAAUAAUUUUAAAUUUUUUUUUAAAAUUUUUUUUAAACCGUAAAAGUUUGUACGAUUUCAGCAAUGGCCGAAGAAUUGACUCGUCUUGAUAAGCAUCACAUAUCGGUGGAACAAAUGAAAAUGGUAAGUAUUAAAUUUAAUUUUUAAAUAUUAUUUAAGAAUUUUUUAUUUGUUAUAAAAGUCUGUAAAUCGGGUAUUGGAAUGCAAUAUCCGGAAUAUGCAUGGUCCUCCAUCACCGUUGGUAGAGAACUACCUGCGGGAAGCGAGUUUUUGGCACGUGGCGAUGGUAGGCCGGGGAUGCAAGGUGGACCCGAAACUAAUCAGUGCGUUGAUCGAGAGGUGGAGACCCGAGACGCACACAUUCUAUCUUCCAUGUGGAGAGUGCACUAUCACUCUAGAAGAUGUUAGUCUGCAAUUGGGAUUACCGGUGGACGGGUACCCAGUCACCGGGUCUACCCAAUCUAGCAAUUGGGGGGCGGUGUGCUACGAGCUUUUGGGGGCUAUUCCGGAGAAAAUGGAGGGAGGUAAGAUCGAGAUGGGCUAGUUACGUGACAUAUUCCCUGAUUCGGAUGAAGAUUCAACCGAAAUUGAAAGAAUCUGAUAUGCUCGGGCAUACAUUCUUCACUUAAUUGGAGGUUAUCUGAUGCCCGACAAGUCACGGAGCCGCGUACAUCUAAGAUGGCUGCUGAAACUCGUUGAUUUUAGAGUAGCCGGUGAAUUGAGUUGGGGGUCUUCCGUCUUGGCAACGUUAUAUCGGGAGAUGCGCGGUGCGACGCGACCGAGGAGAGCAAAAAUCGAAGGUUGCCUGUCACUACUACAGUCAUGGGCACGGUUUCGCUUUCCAUUUCUACGUCCUCGAGUGGACCACCCAUAUACAUUCCCACUCAUAACGAGGUGGAACCAUCCGGCAAGUCAUGCUCGAUUACCUACCUCUCUUGAAGAUAUACGGCUUCUAUUGGACCAACGGUCGGAAGCACAAUUUCAAUGGACACCAUACGAGGAUUCGGCAAUUCGAGCAGUAAUCCCGGAAGAGUUUUUACAAAAUCCACAAGCUUGGCAUGUGAAAGUCGUGUUGAUCAACUAUGCAACCAUGGAGCCGCACCAGUUAGACAGAGUGCUACGAUAGUUUGGAUGUAGACAACCGAUUCCCGUGGAUCCUGAGGUGUUUGACGAUCAACACAAAGUCGACCUUUGGCAAUUGAAUACGGAUUGGCCGAGAUACUGGUCCGAGUACAUGAAAAUGUGGGAAGAUCGGUAUGAAUAUAUACCUACUCGGGAACCAAUCAUCGUUUCGGAGUUAGUGUGCGUUCCAGAAUACAUGCCAUGGUUUAGGAUCAAUGGCAAGCCGUAUUUACUGACGCUAGACGAGAGGCAGCGGCAAAUACGUGUCGAAAGGGAAAGAUGCGGGCCUCUAAAUCCAAGACGACGAAGGCAGCCCCUCAACGAGGCCCAGAAAUUCACCCGGCUCAUCAUCAGCGGCCAUGUAAUCACCAGGCCCAACGAGAGCACCGACACAGUCACCCGACGCAGCAGUUCAACCAAUGAUACCCACGCAACCAGCUUGUCAGAUGAUGCCAAGUGCGUUUCCUAGCCCUUAUAUGUAUCCUAACCCUUAUAUGUAUCCCUUUCCGAGUCCUAUGGCAGGUUGGAGCCAAAUGCCCGGUUCAGCUCCAUUUCCUGUUAUGCCGAGUAGACCGCCGAUGUAUAGGCCAGCGGCGCACGAGGGAUCGCAAGAGGGGUUGUCGGGGAGCUCUCCUUUUUACCAAUCCCCACCAACGUAUGGGUUUCAAACACCGUCGCCGUUCGUGAUGCAAACACCUCCAUAUACACUAUUCUUUGAAGGUGGAUCAUCGUCCCAAGUCCGACAACCAGAUGUCGC